Molecule: messenger RNA, 835 nt
Organism: Theobroma umbraticum
Lineage: Eukaryota; Viridiplantae; Streptophyta; Magnoliopsida; Malvales; Malvaceae
Source: RefSeq, a predicted model, not a curated record
UUCAGAUAUUAUCAAUCUCUCAGAGAUGUAGUUGAUAGAAUCUAUACGAAGAUGGAUUUGUUGCUGUUUGAUGAUGAGGAUGAAUUGCCUAAUCAUUUACUCAACAGUGAGGGCAGUAACCAAUCCUGGAAAGAAAAACCGGCAAAAGAUGUAAAAUACAGAAAUAAUGAACCUGUCUCAAUAGAAGACGAGUCCCCGCAACUGCAGAAAAAUGAUAAUAGAAGUCCCCAAGUGAUUAGGACUAAGGAGCAUGCUCAGAAAUUAAUUGAGGCUCGAGAGAAGAGAGAGAGAGCUCGGCGGUUUUCAUCUUUCACAAGUUGGGUGCCGGAUUUGCAAAGAGUUUGGGUUCCAAAGCAGCUGAAGGCAACGAAACCCAAGUCUGAACCUCUUCGAAAACUGUCAAAAAGGAAGAACUGUAGCAGAGCAAACUAUGACAUGGUAUGUGAGACGCCAAUAACAGAAAAGAAGCGGUCAUCCCCUCGUCGGAAUAGCAUUGAUGAUGAAGAGGGCCAUAGAGACUGUGGAGCUGACUCUCACGGUUCUGUCUCAAAGGCCUUGUUUCAAGAUGAUAUACACUAAGAAUCAAGGCUUUUCUCCAGUAGUUGACAUGAUGCCUUUAACACAAUACAUGAAAGGUUGCAGGGGCCCUGUUGCCAUCAAUACGCCAAUUUAACAUUGCAAAAUUUAACCAGACGGGUUUAUCUUAGUCACAACCUCUAAUUGUUUGUGAAAUAGUUAAAAUUUGUUUUAUCCCUGAGAAACCGUACAUAAGGUUAGUUUUUUCUUGUAAACUUACAACUUAAACGUCAUAUAAGAUGUCUAUUAUUAAUUGUUU